UGUGUGUGUGUGUGUGUAUGUAUGUAUGUAUGUAUGUAUAAAUCCGUAGGUACAUAGCGCGCAGGGUUCGGCAAAUUAACGUUGACGACGCAGCCGCAAACGUAUACACACGCGUGCACGUAUAAAGUACGUCUCUCUCGCUUCGCAAUAAUAUAUUAUAUCACAGUCAAAGGCGGCACAUAAUUUCGCAAAAGAAUCCGCGAGACAAUAAGUGCAGUGCAAACCCCGAAGGCGCGAGGACCAUAUGCAGCGACGCGCGACGAACUUUCUUCCGGGAACAAGCUCGUCGCGGUGCCGCCUAACCUAAUAAAAAGCAGUGUCUUCUGAGCGCCUCUGUGUACGACAGGCAAGCAAGCAGCAAUAUGGAACAGUACGCGGAGCAGGCCAACAGCGGCAACGGGGAACCCGACGCCGAGCGAUGGACCAGCCGGGGUCGGGGGCGCGGUCUCAGGACCACCGAGCAUGAGCCGCUCAGAAGGCCGCAUCCACCUGCAGGAGCUGUAAGCGACAUAGUGAGGAACUCUGUUCUCUCCGCUGAAGCAGCUGAAUUCGUGCCCAUGGCCUACACUGCACCACAGCCAAACACUAUGCCAGUUGGUCGAAGUUCAGUUCAGGAGCGGUUACAGCUUGCCAGACAGGCUCAAAAUGUCCAACAAGCCAUGCUUCAGAGACAGCAGCAGCAACAACAGCAAUACAAUUGGCAACAGUCUGGAGGGCCCCAGCACUUCCAGCAACAACAAUUCUCCGACACAGGAUAUCAAAGUGCUCCGUAUCAGCAGUACAACCAGCAAUAUAAUCCUGUCAUUCAUGAUUAUGGUCAGUUUGAUGGAGGCUCUGGAGAUUACAUCGAUAAGCAUUUUGAUGAUGGACAAGCCGUAGACCUGCCUACCUCUCUUAUACAGCUAGAAAAUGCCAUGAGAACUUUGACGAUGAAUCCUGGAAAGUUUGAUUCUCUGGUAGCUCAUUUGGUAGAUACUAUAAGUCCAUUCCUUGACGAAUCCAGCCAAUGUGAGCAAAUUUUCAAUCUGAUUAUUCAGCAGUCGAUAAAUGAAGGAAACUUCAGAUACAGUGGUGCAAGGCUAUGUACCCACCUGGAUACAAUAGCACUUGCAGGUGACAGAUCUACAUCAGUUUUCAGAGAAACUCUAAUUAAACAAUGUAAACAAAAGACUGAAGAGCAAGCUGAAACUUGGCGACAAGUAACGAAACACACUGACGACGUCGAAAAGAAAUGCCAUGGUUUAAUAUUUUUCUUAGCAGAAUUAGUUACGCAAAUGGAACCUGCACCAGCUUCGGAGUUAGGAAAACUAUUAAUACGACUAAUAAAUACCGUUCUGCAAAAUCCAGCUCCUAGUUCAGCUAAAAACAUUUGUCAAGCUCUUAAGUUGGCAGGCCAAACUUUAGAGAGAGAUAAUAGUGGAAAUCGCACAGAAAUGGAGCAAGUGAUGCGUACACUGUCCGAUCUAGUCAUUCAAGGUAGAGUAGAUUCGCACGUCGGCCGUAUGGUUACCAGCGUUAGUGAGCUCAGAAGCGGUAACUGGGGUGUUAUAUCAUCCCAUGGCCCUUUGCACGCUGAAAAUAAACAAUCUUCCAGUGCACAAGUAGUCGACGAUCCGAUAUUUUAUGGUCCUGACGGUGAGGUUAUUACAGAUGAAGAGAGCAGGUUUCUUGAAGAUUUGGGAGAAGGAGAACUUGCUUCUCAAGAGCCAUGGGAAAACGACGAAGAAGAUGACAUGAUUGCAGAAGCUUUUGAAGAGUUCUUAAAGUUUUCUCAAAACAAUAACAAAGCAAACCAAAAGAAUGUACAGACGAGAAACUCUAAUGAGCAUUAGAAACUCACCACAGUUUUCAUAAAUGCUUUUGAUAGAAUCGAUACUCUCUCCAAUACUUUAAAGGAAAUCAACUAAUUCUUUGAAAAAACUGACCGACCGUCACACCAACGUGAACUUCAAACAUAAUUUUUUGUUUAUUGACUAUGUAAAUCAAAUGAUCAAAAAUUUUACAUGUACAGAAGAUACACGAAGUUUGGCGAAUCGUAGACAAAUGAAAUAUAAUAAUUCAUAGUAUGAAUCGUACUUAUAGAGAUAAGAUAAUUUAAAGGUUGACAUUAUACGGAGAAAAAAGUAUAGUAUCGUUUGCGGAAAUUCAUAUAUAUAUACAAAUUAUACAUGCUACACAGUAAGAAAAUGUAUGUAUUUUAAUUACACAGAAAAACAUUUUCUUAAAUUCCUCAGAUCUAUAUACGUAACAUUUUUACGAAUAGUUUUACUCGUACACGGAAGUGUUCGAAUUCAUCACUUAUUAAUCAUUUAGCAUUUGCACUAUUUGAAUGUUAAACUGUAGUCUUGACAUUCUGUCGCAAUUGUGAAAUGCAGUUGCAAGUACUAGAAUUUUUUUCUGUGAUAGUUUUGAGACUGUUCAUUACAAUUGAACAAGUUCGCAGUGGAGAAAUUAAUAUAUUUUCGCGCUUAUCUGAAGAAAUUUAAUAUUUAAAAUUGAUUUUGACUUUUCGGCGGCGCAUACGUUGAAUGCAGUAUAAACCUCAACUAAAAUAUCAGAUUUCUUUUUUAUAGUUCUGAUGAAAUACGCUUAUGUUUUCGCACGAUCAAUCAAAUCUAUAACGUAAUUUAUACAUACAGCAGCCGUAAAUUUAAGUUUUAAUAUUCUGCGUUCGGUCUAUAAUAAUCGUCUAGUAACUUUUUUCUCCGUGUAUAGGCGUACACUCGUGCAUAAUAAUCACUACUGUAUGUUUUACAAAGUUUUGUUAUAUUUAUAGGCAUGCACUAUUGUCUCAAGCACAACAUUAAUUUACCAUUUAUUUUGUAAAAGUUAUUAUUUUAUAAAAAACAUAAAAGCUUUUUUAUAUUGAUAGUAUAUUAAAAGGCACUGAAUCAAUCGA
This is a messenger RNA of Nasonia vitripennis (jewel wasp), 2899 nucleotides long. Its product is annotated as polyadenylate-binding protein-interacting protein 1. The transcript has 8 exons. The coding region runs from base 363 to 1832 and encodes 489 amino acids. The record is from RefSeq and is a predicted model, not a curated record. Gene Ontology annotation, biological process: regulation of translational initiation. Lineage: Eukaryota; Metazoa; Arthropoda; Insecta; Hymenoptera; Pteromalidae. Gene Ontology annotation, molecular function: translation activator activity; protein binding; RNA binding.